UUGUUGCACUUUACAGUCUUCAUAGGGGGGAAGCAUCAGAGACGAGCGUGGCGGUGCAUGAGGGGGAAGGAAGACGUGUGCGAGCAGAAAAAGAAGAAGCGUGUUGCUCCGGUGCCCCCUCACGUUAUGGGAUUUCUUUGCAUGUGCGCCGUGUAGUAGCUGUCAGCCGUGCGCAUGCGCAGUGGCGGCUGGUGGCAAUAAAAACAAGACGUAAGCACAACCCCCGGGCCUCCAUCCUUUAUUUUUACAUUUCCAUUAUUAAUAUUAGAGAAGCAGACAUUAAUGACGUCUAACUAUGAUGUAGCCAGUAAAUAUAAAGAUUACCUGAAGAAAUGGCUGCCCUUGCCCGUCAACGUUACUGAGCAAAUACUUUUAAUUUGGGCACACAUCUUUGGUGAUUCACGAAAACGACGUUCCACGUGACGGCUCCAUCUUUGUGCAGAAGGUGAGGUUUGAAGGCCACAUCAACGCCAAAGAUGCCUGCUAGCUACCUUCUGGCAAAGGAGGAGAAAUACAGGCUGCUAAAUGCAAAGCUGGAGGCUAAAACAGCAACUCUGGCAAUGCGAGAAGAUCAACUCAAGAAAGAACGUGAAGAAUUUUUAUCAAAAACCUCAGUCACGCCCCCACUUAAGGAUUCGGAGGAUGGACCAGCUGCAAGCAAAACCAAGGAUCGACUGACACCUGUGCAGAGGCCUCGUGAGAAGGCGGAGGCCAAAAAAGGGGUGAGGCCAGCAUCACAAGGAAGAACAGCAGUUUUUGGAGACGGUUCAGGAGCUACAGCAGAUCCUGUGGAGUCCUUCCUGGCAAAGACCAUACAAAACAUGGAAGACAAAAUGAAUCGUGACAAUGAUGUCUUCAAUGAUGGCGACAACGAAGGCAAGGGUGUUUCAUCUGCACAAAUACAUGCUCUGAUGGCCAACAUAAAAAUUAUGCAAGGGGAAAUGGAUCAGCUUAUGACUGAAAGACAAAAUAAGGAAGAUGAAAAUGUCAAGCUGAAUACAAAAGUCAGGCAGCUGGAGGAGGAUCGAGUCAAGCUGCAGAGGAGCGUCAACAUCCAGCAGACAAAGAUUGACAAGCUGAAAGCGUCAGAGAACGAGGCCGUCAUCAAAUGUGACAGCCUUCAGCUGCAAGUGUCUGCUUUGCAAAAGGAAAUUGAGAAGUUGAAUAAAUCCACCAAACAAGGUGCAACUGUCCACAACACUGUGGAGCUUCGUCUCAGCAGAGCACUGGAGGAGGUGGAGCGCUUAAAGGCAGAGCUCAACAAAACUAAACAGAUGAACAAGGACAAGACAAACGAGGAGCAUCAGAAUCGUGAAAAUUUACUAGCAGAAAACAAACUGCUAAAAAGGCAGAAAACAGAGCUCAUCAUCGGGUUGAAGAAACAAUUCAAACUGAUUGAUGUUCUCAAAAGACAAAAGAUGCAUCUGGAAGCUGCCAAGCUGCUGUCCUUCACAGAGGAGGAGUUCAUGAAAGCCUUGGAUUGGGGCAAGACCUAAAUACUUGUGGACUGUUUCCAUAUUGGUGUAAUACGCUGGCCUCAUAAUAAAGGAACGUGUGACACUGCAA
Messenger RNA from Nerophis lumbriciformis (worm pipefish), 1566 nucleotides. It is a transcript of the gene tex9, whose product is annotated as testis expressed 9. NCBI's taxonomy places the organism in Eukaryota, Metazoa, Chordata, Actinopteri, Syngnathiformes, Syngnathidae. The record is from RefSeq and is a predicted model, not a curated record.